Sorghum bicolor (sorghum) is the source of this 1041-nucleotide messenger RNA. RefSeq lists its product as uncharacterized. The record is from RefSeq and is a predicted model, not a curated record. Lineage: Eukaryota; Viridiplantae; Streptophyta; Magnoliopsida; Poales; Poaceae. Bases 398 to 661 code for a protein of 87 amino acids. The transcript has a single exon.
ACCCCACCAUCAACAGCUAGUCGCUCGUCCGCGCUCGCAACUGGGGAAGGCCGCACCCGCGAGCCACACAAGCACAAGCACAACCCAACCUCCCCGUCCCGGCCGCCACCGGCAAGUGUGAGUGAUCGACAGCACCGUCCGAGCGUCGCCGUCCUUUACUUUACUUUAACCCAACGAGCUGAGGAGGAGCAGGACGGCGCCCCACCCCCCACAGAAUUCCUCUCUCGUCCACCACCACCAGCGGCUCAGCUCAUCAGAUCGCACGGAGGAGAGGCUUAUUGCUUGCGGGAGCGGGAAGAAUCUUCGUCUCGUUGGCGAGCGAGACAGGUGCGCGUGCGUGCGUGCGUGCGCCGGCGAGGAUAGUAUUGCAGCCGUCGGUCCAGUCGUUCGUCGAUCGAUGGGGAUCCACCUGGUGGCGUUCGUGGCGGCGAGGGGCUUCCUGCAGGUGUUCCAGGUGUCGGCGCCGCUGCUGUGGCCGCUCAACCUCUGGCUGCCGCUCGCGCGCCACCUGCCCGAGGCCUGCGCCGCCUUCUACGACGCCCUCGUCUCGCACGCGGCCCGCCUGCGCGCCACCGUCCGCCGCCACCGACGCGACACCGGCAGCCGGAGCGCCCUCGACGAGUACCUCCGCAACGCCACGAUGCUAACGCUCUCCGACUGAAGAGACUGAGCCGAGCGGCCUGACAACGGGCCAGUAUCGGAGGCGGCCGUGCACAACCCGCCGCCCGCCGCUGCAAGGCCGGCGCGCGUGUGGCCGGGGCUCUCGCUCUUCCACCUGUGAGUAGCUAUAGCUAGGAUCUGCUAUCUCCGUUUGUUUUUUCCCUCGCUAGCUCUUCUUCUGCUGCUUUUCGGUGCUUUGAUUAGAUUAGUAGGUUGUAAUUGCUAGCUAGCAUCUCAAGGUUGAGCAUUGAGAAGCUCUGUGUGGUAAAUUUGUAAUCUCGUCUUCUGUAACUGAAGAACAAACCCAUUUUAGUCGGCAUCGUCUCUUUCUUGCAACGACGCGACAGAAUGCCGAUAUUUUGUGGAGAAAUGAACAAAAAA